Molecule: messenger RNA, 402 nt
Organism: Stereum hirsutum FP-91666 SS1
Lineage: Eukaryota; Fungi; Basidiomycota; Agaricomycetes; Russulales; Stereaceae
Exons: 5
Coding region: 1-402 (133 amino acids)
Source: RefSeq, a predicted model, not a curated record
AUGAGAUGGAUAGACAACCGAGAACACCGCGGUGGAAUGAAGACAUAUAUUGGGUGUGUUGUCGCGCGGACCGUCCGUUCUGCGGCGAGAGAUGUAUGGCGUGGUAAAACUGAAAAAGCGUUCAGCGUCAAAAAGUUUCUGGGGGCGAGCUCAGGCGAGUUCUCGAGACCGCUCGACCAGCGCCACAACGGUAGAUCCUCCUUAAGCGCCGAUUAUGACAAGGGGCAGCGCGCCGUUGACGCAAGUGCGGCAUGCACAUGCUCGCGGUCCUCGAGAUGGACCAAGCAGGAUCAGAAGAUUUUCAUCAUUAACGGGCAGGGCUUCACGAUUACGGACACCAGCAUGUCUAUAACCAAAGGGAACAAGGGCGUCGGCUCGGUCCAAGAUGACAGGAACCUAUGA